Homalodisca vitripennis (glassy-winged sharpshooter) is the source of this 1624-nucleotide messenger RNA. RefSeq lists its product as uncharacterized. Lineage: Eukaryota; Metazoa; Arthropoda; Insecta; Hemiptera; Cicadellidae. The transcript is spliced from 3 exons. The coding region runs from base 8 to 1624 and encodes 538 amino acids. The record is from RefSeq and is a predicted model, not a curated record.
ACCUAAAAUGAGGAACAACAAAACUGAGAAUGUUAAAGUAUGUCGGGCAGCACUACUUACAAUUUUGCAAGAGAGUAAAAACCGAGUGCAAUUGAUUUGCAAAAAGUACCUGGAAACAGGCGUCGUACCUUUGGAGACUCGUGGAGGAGCACGCCAAGUUGAUAAAUAUAAUAUAAAGAAAGACAGCAUCAAAUCUUUUAUUAAAACAUUUAUUCCAGUACAAAAACACUAUUGCAGAGCGAAAAACAAGCAUAGGCAAUACCUUCCAAGUGAGCUUAACAUUACAAAAAUGUGGAAAAUGUAUAUUGAGCAGCAUCCAACUGAAGAAUUAAAGUAUGAGUAUGACUUUUUCAGGCUGGUUUUUUCUGAGAACUUUAACAUUGGUUUUGACGCUCCGUACACUGAUAAGUGUUCAACCUGCACAAGGCUUGAGUGUGAACUAGCCACAGAAAAAGAUGCAGGCAAGCGUGAAACACUAAAGCUAAACCUAAAAGCCCACAAAGUCCGUGCAGACAAAUUCUACAAACUUUUGCAAGAAAAUAAUGAUAAAGAGCUUAUUCUGAGCUAUGAUUGUCAGAAAAAUCUUGUCCUUCCUAAAAUACCGGACCAAGCCGCAUACUAUAAGCGCCAGCUAUAUCUAUAUAAUUUUGUGAUUUGUGAGGGACAUUCUAAAGUCCUCUUGAAUUCAGAAAACACCUUUUCUUACCUCUGGACUGAAAACCAGUAUGCAAAAGGGUCCAGUCAAAUUGCAUCUGCUGUUUACCACAGGUUAACAAGCGCUAACAUGGAAAAUGUCACCACAGUCAAACUUUUCUCUGACGGCUGUGGUGGCCAAAACAAGAACACAACUGUUGUCGGUAUGAUUGCUCAUUGGCUCCUGAAAGAUGCACCUAAACAUGUUACUAAAGUUGUACUACUCUUUCCGGUAGUCGGCCAUUCUUUCAUUCCCCCUGAUAGAGUGUUUGGAGUACUUGAAAGGAAAUUUCAAGAUCUGAGUGUAAUCAACAAUCCCAAUGAGUACACUGAAAUAAUUGAAAAGCACUGUACUGUUGUGAAACUUGGGACGGAUUGCCCUGUGAGUGAUUGGAAAACUCUAACCGAUGCUGUUCUAAAAAAACCAGGACAAUGGCAUUUUCAAUUUCGAAAGGCCAAGAAAUUUAUCUUUUCAAGAAGUAAAAGUAAUCCAAACUCCAUCCUGGUACAAGGAGAAGCAAACUAUGUAUUUGAAAUCGGCGAGAACGAUAUUAAGAUCUUCCUUGAUGUGGCCUGCUCUGAUGAUUGCCGUCGGCUUCAGAUGACGCUAGAUUGGUGUCGUCGCAAUGCCAUGGAACUUAAUGCUACAAAGAGUGCUGUCCUGACCUAUACAAGAAGGAAUGAUCCUAUUAUUUUUGACUACAAUCUAUCCGGCACUCCAUUGAAGAGAGUAUCGUGUUUUAGGGACCUGUGUGUGACAAUGGCCUCGGAUCUCGGUCCUGGGGAGCACAUAGCUCUCAUCUGUAGCAAAGAUAACUCCUCGCUGGGCUUUCUGUGUAGAGCAUCGAGUGACUUCCGAUCUCCAAAAACCUUGGCAACAAUUUUUAAAACUAUUGUUAGACCUAUCCUGGAAUACGCCUCCGUCAUCUAG